CAUUCGCUAGAAAAAAACACAGUUCUUACAAAUCCUUUCAGUCUUUCAGAUCCUUUUUCAGUCCUUCCUCUUGAGAAAUACAUACAAAAUCAUGGGUUUCCGUUUACCCAGAAUUAUUCAGGCCAGCAAGCAAAAUCUUCAACGUACUUCAAGUAGUGCUAGUUCAAGCCAAGCAGCGUCGAAGGCCAUAGAUGUUCCAAAAGGCUAUUUCCCAGUGUAUGUUGGGGAGAGCCAAAAGAAACGGUUUGUGGUUCCAAUAUCUUACUUGAGCCAGCCUUCAUUCCAAGACUUACUAAUUCAAGCUGAGGAAGAAUAUGGAUAUAAUCAUCCUUUGGGUGCUCUCACAAUCCCCUGCAGAGAAGAUAUCUUCCUUGAUCUCACUUCUCGCUUAAGUGGAUCAUGAGAGUGGAGAAUAGCAUAUAUCACUCAACCAAAAACGCCAUUCAUCAUUCUUUUGAUAUCACCCUUUCAUCCUCCUCAGACUAUGUCAGUUGAUGUCACACAAGGGAAUCAUUGUUAAAGGCUGGAUGAUGAAUAGAAUUUCUCAUCACUGCAGUUUUGAGUACUCACAGUGCCUAAAGAUGUACCAAAGGCUGCCCAACUGCAUAUGCAAGAGAUUUCUGAUCCAAGCUCAUUUCAGAAUCUGCCAAGUCAGAACCUUUGACUUCUGUGGCUUCAAUUGCAUGAGACUGAAGGGGAAACAUGCAAAGAUAUUUGCUUUAAAAUGCAGUCUCUCCAAUUUUGAAUGUAGAAGAGGACAAAGCGUGUGUUGUUGUGGCUUGAUGUAUUUCCUCUCUGUUCCUUCUCUAUGUAUAAAAUCGAGAACAAACAUAGCUUUAUCCUAAUCAAAUUUGCUCCUUCUCGUUCA
Juglans regia (Persian walnut) is the source of this 868-nucleotide messenger RNA. RefSeq names its product auxin-induced protein 15A-like. NCBI's taxonomy places the organism in Eukaryota, Viridiplantae, Streptophyta, Magnoliopsida, Fagales, Juglandaceae. Gene Ontology annotation, biological process: response to auxin. The coding region runs from base 92 to 403 and encodes 103 amino acids. The transcript has a single exon. The record is from RefSeq and is a predicted model, not a curated record.